UUGUUUUUCCUACUUUAAUAGAACCUUUUAUCCCAGCCCAUAAUAAUAGUAGUCUGUUUAACUUGCGUGCACUACAAUGGAAGGUAAUCCACACGACUUUCUGGCCCGCAACGAUCACCAUGGUGACGGUGUACAGGAGCACACAAAUCUAUUGGACGAGUGUGACUCAGAAAUGACAACACCGCCAAGCGUCGGUUCGUUAUCACUUCCUCCUAACAGCAAUACGGAGGAGGAUGACACCAGCAAAGCUGUAUCUCAAGAUUCCGAAUCUAUUGCUCCCAUCCCGCGUGAAAAAUGGACUCGGAAAAUGGAUUUUAUCCUUUCUGUCGCCGGAGGUUUCGUUGGCCUUGGAAAUGUAUGGCGUUUCCCAUACCUGUGUUAUAAAAACGGCGGAGGCGCGUUCCUGAUCCCGUAUGUCAUUUUCCUUGUGUUGGGCGGAAUCCCGAUUUUCUUUCUCGAAGUUGCGCUUGGUCAGUACAUGAGUGAAGGCGGGGUGACGAGUUGGCGACUCGUUCCAAUAGGAACCGGUAUUGGCUACGCCUCGAUGGUGAUCGUAACGUUGCUCAACAUAUACUACAUUGUUAUCCUUGCCUGGGCCUUCUUCUAUCUAUUCCAAAGCUUCACGUCGGAGCUUCCGUGGGGCAAGUGCGGGCAGUAUUGGAACACGCCUUGCUGCGUGGCCACUUACUCAAAAUCGCUAAACCGAACACUGAACGCCUCCAUCGCUGGCAACCUCAGCAGUACAGUCUCUCCCUUCCUCACCACUGUGCCCGAUACCUACAACGCUACCCUCUGCAACGGAACGCGAACGUCUCCAGAGACCGAAUACUGGGAACGAAGGGUGCUGGGCCUCUCUGCUGGUCUGGAACACGUAGGCACUAUUCGCUGGGAGUUGGCCUUAUGCUUGCUGCUCGCUUGGGUGGUUUGUUAUUUCUGCAUUUGGAAAGGAGUCAAGUCGACUGGCAAGGUUGUGUACUUCACCGCAACCUUCCCGUUCCUGAUGCUGAUCAUCCUCCUUAUCAGAGGAGUUACUCUUCCCGGAGCGCUCACUGGCAUCAAGUUUUACUUGACACCGGAUAUCAACAAGCUAGGCGAUCCCCAGGUUUGGAUUGAUGCUGGGACUCAAAUCUUCUUUUCAUUUGCGAUUUGCCUCGGUGCUCUUGUCUCGCUCGGCAGCUACAACAAAUUCAACAACAACUGCUACAGAGAUUGUAUCAUUCUGAGUUUGGUCAACUCUGGCACAAGCUUUAUCAGCGGUUUCGCCAUAUUUAGCGUGCUUGGUUUCAUGGCGGAAGAACAGGGCGUCCAUAUUUCGGAAGUCGCAGAGUCAGGCCCAGGAUUGGCGUUUAUUGCUUACCCGAAGGCAAUCACCCUCAUGCCAGUAUCUACACUGUGGGCAAUUCUCUUUUUCAUCAUGCUUAUAUUACUUGGUUUGGACAGCCAGUUUGUUGAAACCGAAGGCUUUAUUACGUCAUUCGUCGAUCUCUUUCCACGACAGCUAAGGAAAGGUUACAACCGGGAGAUCUUUAUCGCCCUCACGUGUCUAAUAUCUUACCUAAUAGGAUUAACCAUGGUGACAAAUGGAGGCAUGUACGUUUUCCAGCUGUUCGAUUACUACGCUGCGAGUGGCGUCUGCUUGCUUUGGGUGGCUUUCUUUGAGGCCGGAGCCGUGGCCUGGUUUUAUGGUGGCGAACGAAUGUGGGUCAACAUCACACGAAUGGUUGGGUAUCGUCCACUUCCAAUCAUGAAGUACAUUUGGAUUUUCGGCACCCCUCUUCUUACCACGUGUACAUUCAUCUACGCCAUGGUAAAGUUCGAGCCGCUCGUCUAUAACAAGGUGUACGUAUAUCCCGAGUGGGGCACCGCCAUCGGCUGGGUACUUGCUCUCAGCUCCAUGGUGUUCAUUCCUGGUUACGCAAUCUACGCCUUCAUAGUCACACCUGGUACAGUGCACGAGCGUUGGGUGAAACUCACUACCCCCAACCUUCGCCGCAACCACAUUGACUACAACACUGAAUUCCAAGACCCGAUGUCUGCCCGCGAACGAAUCUUCGGUACAGGUACACAGAAUUUGGUCUACCGACAAUCCAGCAUGGAAAAGAAGGAAGAGCUAUUUCCCGUAAAGUCCAUCUCGCAUGGAGUUUCUCUCUCCGAGGAGCAGUCCUACGCCAGCGAGCCGCCAUCUUAUGAUUUGGUAACCGGGAAUACCCAUCUUUGAGAGAAGAUAUUGCGUCCAUCAUUAACACACUGCGAUCUCCCAACUCGUUUUCAUUAUCUGAUUCUGCUUUCCCUAAACCAUGUAUGUGAAAUGUAUAACAACGCGAUAGGCUGUUGUGGUGCAUUAGAUGUAAAAUGUAGAUCACCCGACCCGCAAUUAUUUCCGAUUCGCUGCUCCCACUGUGGCGUCAUUUAUAAGAGUGGCUACAUUAAUAACCCUAGCUUAUGCACUGAUCCAUGGCAGGCGAAAACCACAUUCAUGGCAGUGGUAGCCGUCCAAUGUAAUAUUACCGCCGCUUGUAGCAACGCAACAGUUAAACGCUAGUUCAAAAACAUCAGAGCGUGCAUGAUUUUGUUAAACUUGCAAGCGAGCUAAACUCCAAUACUUUUGGAAGGCUUUUCUUCGAGAAGCAAAUGUAUAUUAUUUGGUAACUGAUGGUAGCUGCAUUUUUCUUUAUGAGAUUAUACAUAACGCUGACCGGUCCAGCGUGCUUAUACUGCUAGUACAAAACUUGCUGUUGGAUUUCAGCCAUUAUUUUCUUAUCCACGCAUUUUUCUGGGAGAUUUCCUUCAUCAUGCAGACAGAAUCAUGACAAUGCUUAGUUUUUACCUUGUCAUAUAAUAAUUUUAGAAAUUUCCAGUAAGCGCAAGCUGCUGUAUGCAUUGUCGUUCACAUAUAUAUAUCACCCCCAUCAUACUUAUAUAACUGUUGUACAUAAAUUAAAUGUUGCUUUAGCAGUGCUUAAAUAUAUAAUAAACAUUCCUGUAUAAGGGAGAGUACGGUUGUUGUUUUUGUUGUGUUUAAUGUAAAAGCAGAAUGUUACCCCUUUGCUGUAGUUACUAUUUACUACGUACUGUACAAAAUGUGUUUUUGCUUGACGCUAUCCAUGCAGCUUUACUACUCGCCUAAAAAUCAUUGUUUAUCAAGCCAAAUUCACUUUCACUUUAAAUUAAGUAUAACACCAGAAAUAAAAACUGAAAAUGUAAAAA
Molecule: messenger RNA, 3207 nt
Organism: Ciona intestinalis (vase tunicate)
Lineage: Eukaryota; Metazoa; Chordata; Ascidiacea; Phlebobranchia; Cionidae
Product: sodium- and chloride-dependent taurine transporter-like
Biological process (GO): amino acid transport; nitrogen compound transport; sodium ion transmembrane transport
Cellular component (GO): cell projection; plasma membrane
Molecular function (GO): gamma-aminobutyric acid:sodium:chloride symporter activity
Source: RefSeq, a predicted model, not a curated record